This is a messenger RNA of Nycticebus coucang (slow loris), 1586 nucleotides long. It is a transcript of the gene OLFM4, whose product is annotated as olfactomedin 4. Bases 1 to 1509 code for a protein of 502 amino acids. Lineage: Eukaryota; Metazoa; Chordata; Mammalia; Primates; Lorisidae. Gene Ontology annotation, biological process: signal transduction. The transcript has 5 exons. The record is from RefSeq and is a predicted model, not a curated record.
AUGAGGCCAGGCCACCCCUUUCUGCUACCCCUUCUGUUCCUCUUUGGCCGGGCUGCAGGGGAGUCAAAGGAUUCAAGGGGUUUGAAAGCCCCGGUCCCCGUCUCUGGCUCCAGUUCCUUCCUGGACUUCAGCUCCAACUUUGACUCCAGCCCUUUGGGCGGCAAAGCACCCCUGUCCAAGUCAUUUUCCAAUUUCACCGGCUCCGUGGAUGACGAUGGGACCUGCCAGUGCUCCGUUUCCCUGCCAGACACUACCUUUCCCGUGGACAGAGUGGAAAACUUAGAAUUCAAGGCUCAUGCUCUUUCCAAGAAGUUUGAAGAAGAGCUUUCUAAAGUGAAGGAAUAUGUCCAAUUACUCAGCGUGUAUGAGGAGAAAUUCUCAAACCUAACUGUCCGAAUUGAGAUCAUGGAGAAGAGUCUCUUUUCCUACACUGUCCUGGACUUUGAGCUGAUUAAGGUAGAAGUGAAGGAGAUGGGGGAAUUGGUCAUUCAACUGAAGAAGAAUUUUGUUGGAAGCUCAGAUAUUGUUAACCAGCUGGAAGAGGAGAUAAGGAACAUGACUCUCCUGGUAGAGAACCUCGAGACACUAGACAAAAACAAUGUCCUGGCCAUUCGCCGAGAAAUAGUGGCUCUGAAGAAGAAGCUGAAGGAGUGUGAGGACUCUAACCAUGACAGCCCUCCUGCCAACACCCCGCCACCCACUCUGGGGAGCUGUGGUAACGGAGGUGUGGUAAACAUCAGCAAACCGAAUGUGGUUCAGCUCAACUGGAGAGGAUUUUCUUAUAAAUAUGGUGCAUGGGGCCGGGAUUACUCUCCUCAACAUCCAGACAAUGGGCUGUAUUGGGUAGCGCCACUGAAUACAGAUGGGAGACUGUUGGAAUAUUAUAGACUCUACAACACUCUGGAUGACUUGCUGUUGUAUACAAAAGCUCGAGAAUAUCGGAUCACCUACGGCCAAGGCAGUGGUACGGUGGUUUACAACAACAGCAUGUAUGUUAACUGGCAGAACACCCGUGACAUUGCCAAAAUUGACCUGACCACCAACAAGGUGGUACUGACCAGAACUCUCCCCGACGCUGCCUUUAAUAACCGUUUCUCAUAUGCUGAUGUUGCUUGGCAAGAUUUUGACUUUGCUGUGGAUGAGAAUGGGUUGUGGGUGAUUUAUGCAACUGAAGCCAGCUCUGGUAACAUGGUGAUUAGUAAACUCAAUGACACCACACUGGAGGUGAUAGACACUUGGCAUACCACGCAGUAUAAGCCAUCUGUUUCUAAUGCCUUCAUAGUAUGUGGGGUUCUGUAUGCCACCCGUAUUCUGAACACCAGAGCAGAAGAGAUAUUUUACUACUAUGACACAAACACAGGGAAAGAGGGCAAGCUGAAUAUUAUACUGCAUAAGAUGCAGGAAAAAGUGCAGAGCAUAAACUAUCACCCUUUUGACCAGAAACUUUUUGUCUAUAAUGAUGGUUACCUUCUGAACUAUGAUGUUAUCUUCCUGCAGAAACCUCAGUAAGCUGUUUAGGUGGUAGGGUGAAAGAGAAAUAAAAUGUUUGUUAAUAAAAAUAGUCUUGUCUAUGUAUUCUGUUAUCU